AGGCCCCGCAGGGCGCCCCCCGCCGCUGAGGAUGAGUCACUGCAGCAGCCGCGCCCUGACCCUGUUGAGCAGCGUGUUCGGUGCAUGCGGCCUGCUCCUCGUGGGCAUCGCGGUCAGCACGGACUACUGGCUGUACAUGGAGGAGGGCACUGUGUUGCCGCAGAACCAGACCACCGAGGUCAAGAUGGCGCUGCACGCUGGCCUCUGGCGAGUCUGCUUCUUUGCAGGUCGAGAGAAGGGUCGCUGCGUGGCCUCGGAAUACUUCCUUGAACCAGAGAUCAACUUGGUGACGGAAAACACGGAGAAUAUUUUGAAGACAGUGCGCACGGCCACUCCCUUCCCCAUGGUCAGUCUGUUCCUCGUUUUCACGGCCUUCGUCAUCAGCAACAUCGGCCACAUACGCCCUCAGAGGACCAUCCUAGCCUUCGUUUCUGGCAUCUUCUUCAUCCUGUCAGGCCUCUCCUUGGUGGUGGGCUUGGUCCUUUACAUCUCCAGCAUCAACGACGAGGUCAUGAACAGGCCCAGCAGCUCCGAGCAGUACUUCCAUUACCGCUAUGGGUGGUCUUUUGCCUUCGCGGCUUCCUCCUUCCUGCUCAAAGAGGGGGCCGGCGUGAUGUCGGUGUACCUGUUCACCAAGCGCUACGCGGAGGAGGAGAUGUACCGCCCGCACCCCGCCUUCUACCGUCCGCGUCUCAGCGACUGCUCCGACUACUCCGGCCAGUUUCUGCAGCCCGAGGCGUGGCGUCGGGGCCGCAGCCCGUCGGACAUCUCAAGCGACGUCUCUAUCCAGAUGACGCAGAACUACCCUCCCGCCAUCAAGUACCCCGACCACCUGCACAUCUCCACCUCGCCCUGCUGAGGCGCGGCUGCUCGGAGCAUCCCCUCGCCCCU
Marmota flaviventris (yellow-bellied marmot) is the source of this 891-nucleotide messenger RNA. It is a transcript of the gene Cacng7, whose product is annotated as calcium voltage-gated channel auxiliary subunit gamma 7. The record is from RefSeq and is a predicted model, not a curated record. Lineage: Eukaryota; Metazoa; Chordata; Mammalia; Rodentia; Sciuridae. Gene Ontology annotation, cellular component: postsynaptic density membrane; AMPA glutamate receptor complex. Gene Ontology annotation, biological process: neurotransmitter receptor internalization; positive regulation of synaptic transmission, glutamatergic; calcium ion transport. Gene Ontology annotation, molecular function: channel regulator activity; voltage-gated calcium channel activity.